AUGGUACAGCCGAAGCAGCCGCCUAGAAAAAUCUAUGCGGGCAUUGGAGAUUUGGAGGAGUUUAUGGAGAAAGCGAGUCCACGUACGAAAGCCCUGUUGAGAAAAGAGUGUAGUGUGAUGCUACAGUGCAGGUGCUGCACGAACAUCUUCCGCUGUGUCUCUAAUUUCGUACUACAUAAGCUGAAAUACUGCCAAAAUGAGUACGCCAAUACUUGCAAACCAAUCGUGCGCUCUGUUGUUAGAGCCGUUGACGCAAAACAGCAUUCCAACCCCACCUCAAGAGGGGAGUUUACUUCAGUUACAACUAAGUACCAUGGGCUGCCAGUUAGCUCCUUGAGACAUCAGAGUCUGAAGACAUUCGUACCUAUCCGACGGACUAACAUUGUACGCUGUUUGAUGAACAAAGCUUCUUUAGAUGAAGCGAUUUUGGCCGGAAAUGUGGAAACGACAGAUCUAACCACUCUUCCUAGAUUUCGCAGACAAGUCACUGUGCUUCCAUCAAAGGAUGGUCACACAGCGUGUUACGUCGAAGCUCCUCAGGUCACUGUGAAAGAGCCCGAUCCAGAUAAGGUACUCUUGGUGGUUCCUCAGGAUCUUUCAGUGCAAUAUCGUAACAUGAGCCUCAGAAGACGUAUGGCGCAACCUGUUGCGAGGAAGGUUACCAUCGAUGAAGCACAAUGUGUGGAUCGUAUGAAUAUGUUCGUUGACAUAGACCCAAAUGAGUGUCGUUGCCUGGAUUCGAAAUGCAGUGAAAUACGUCCGUUCAAGGAUAUUUUCGUACUAGCUUAUCAUGUUUCCGUGAAGCACUGUUGCAAGAUUCCUCCACGCAAUGUCUUGCCCUGCAUGAUGUGUGCGAAAAAUUUUGUUACAUGGGAAACGUAUUACGCUCAUAUACUGAAGAAACAUGACAAGGUACGAAAGUCUCAUCAGCUUUUUCGCGAGAACGAGGUGAAGAAACGUGGAAGAAAACCGAAAAGCAGCGACAGGUGCGGCAGAAGCAUGAGUCCGAUUGCUAACGGUAGAAGUCGUGAUAAACAGGACGCUGAAGCAGAAAAAAGUGCAGCUGUUCGGAAUGCGGUGAAGUCUGUGCUAAACAGUGCAAUCGAGAAUGCUAUUGUAUCGAAUAGGAACUUGGUGGAUGCCAAAAACAUGGCUGAGUUUUGCAAAGGACGUUUCAAAGCACAAGGAAAAAAACUUGAUAGUGUAAUCACGAAGCUUCUGGAGAGAAACUUACAUCUCAAUCAGAAUCGCACAGGAGUGAAACGAAAUGGGUCAGUGACUCGACAAUACAGUGAGGCUAUACCUUUCAAAAACAAGCAAAUUUCGUCCGACACUGAGUAUUCUGCUGAGAAAAGAAUUGCGAAUGAAGUCAUUGACCUAUGUUUCGGGCAUGAUGAAGGUGGAGGUGCUACGAAUGCGGAACGUCCACCCAACACAUCUACAGAACAUGAAGAGGUUGAAAGUUCGAUAAACCCCGUCCGUGCUUCCACAAGUGUGGAUACAGAUCCAGGUGAUCUUUCGCAAAGCAAACCAAAGCAACCUAUGACGAAGAAGAUGUCAACGUCCCCGUUCCAUGGUGAUUUCAUUCCCAUUUCCGAUGAUGACGAUAUCGAUGUUGAUGUGUGCAGCAACGCAGCUUCUGAAACUAUUGAUGUGGUUGGUUAUGAUGCUCCCUCGACGAAAACUGGAAUUAAAGCCGAGAAGGAAGAAGAGGAGGUAAGUGACAAUUGGGAUGGGAUUUCGACAAAGGUGUGCGUGAAUGGGGUUGACGAUGAGGAUGUCGAUCAGUGCUCGACGGAAGGUGCUCGAUCUUCACUGUUUGCCGACUUCUGCCCUCAAGAGUACGACAUUCUUGAUGCUGUUGACGAAAUGGGUCCGACUGUGCAAUCAGUUUAUUUGUGUGGAGAUGAAGAUAUGAAUCUGGAAUGUCUUGCGGAUGACAAUGACAGUGUUGAUAACCUGUCCACAACCGUUAUGCCGAAGACAUCUACCAGUUCUGGAAGUGCGGAUGGACGUCGUUCAUCCUUAAGAUCAGAAUUUUCAGACGAGUCUGACAUCAAGAGUGAGGAAAACGCCGCUGAGGAUGACGGUAGUAUGCUUCAGUCCACUUGCGACCAACAUCCUAAACACACUGUUUCCGGUGACGGUUUUCAGAAAUCACAAGACAUUUCUGAAGUUCAAGAAGUUCGAGUGACCAACGGCUCACUAGUUGAAGGUAAUAGUGCACAGUCAUACGUCUUGCCAGCACCGCUGGCUAAUUUCUCACCCUUGAAGUACCAAAAUUAUGUGUUGCAACCUUCUGCAGAGAAAUGCCAACAUAUGAAUAAUUCCGAGAGCACUGUUACUUAUGACAAGGCGGACAAGGUGCAGUUGUCUCCUACUAAAGCAGCCUUCGACAGAAUUUUACAGGUUAUACCAUGUCCUCCCUCCUUUCGAGAAGCAUCGCUUUUCUCUACGAGACAACAGAAUUCCAUUAUAUCGCCCUUGAAACGAUCGCGAAACCUGGAUGAAACGCAUGAGCACGCUGCUAAGCGUGGAGUUGGGACUCCUGCUCCUGUCACGUACUCGGGUGCAGCUUUAUCCCCAAUGAAACCGUUCCAGAACUAUCGUUUUCUGUCGCAGUUGAAUGAUCCGCAGUUAAAAGGCAAUGUGUCUGAACACUUUCCAUCGAAGGGUGCGCUGCCCGUUGAACGCAGGCAAAGAUGCGAUGGAAGAACGGAUGAAGGAGGUCGCGAAGACGAAGUUGCUGCCGAAGUUGCAGACGCAACCGCACUUCCGCCACGACUACAAAGGUGCCAGAGGUCGAGGCGUUUACCCGCGCGUUAUCGAGAUGGUGAUUACGUGUGCUUACUCAACGACAGUGAGGGUGGCGAUGAAAGUGCGCCUACUCUGCAGAAGGAAGUUUUCAAAUCAAAUAAUCGAUUGCCAGCGGCUUCCCCUGGUGCUGAUACCUGUCGUGAGAGUGAUGGAUCGAACAAAAUGCAGAUAGCUGAUGAAUGUCUGAGCGACUACAAAGAUCUGUCUUCUAGUCAGUUUAGUCUUAUUGGAACUAGAUGGAAUAAGGUUUUCGCUUCGCUCCGACCUGUAGUUUCUUCGUAUCCGAAGGGAGCGCAGUUUUGCGGCGACUGCGGUUGUGUCUGCACUUCGCUUGAGGCGGCUCGGCGUCACGUUUUGUCACAUAUUCGCCUUGUUCGCUUCGUCUGUAAACUUUGCGGAGUUGGAGCUUUUUUUGCAACUGACCUUCGUACACAUCUCAUGAAUGGUCUUUGUGAAUAUAUUCGCUCAGCACCUCAGAAGUUCAUUCCACUGACUAGUGCGGUUCAGGCCGACUCUCUUUGUAAAGAUGCUGACAAAAAUAAUCCUGGAGGUGUGGUGCUUUUCGAGGGAGAGAGUCAAGUAGUAUCCUCGGAAAACAUAAACGUACACAAGCCUGAUCCGAAAAUCGAAGCUAAAAUCCUGCAGCGUUGCUUUUGA
This is a messenger RNA of Necator americanus (New World hookworm), 3474 nucleotides long. RefSeq lists its product as uncharacterized. Lineage: Eukaryota; Metazoa; Nematoda; Chromadorea; Rhabditida; Ancylostomatidae. The record is from RefSeq and is a predicted model, not a curated record. Bases 1 to 3474 code for a protein of 1157 amino acids. The transcript has 24 exons.